AUGUCUGCCGCGCCAGGAUCCUGUGCGGGUGUGGAGUCCGCUGCCUCGCGGCGCCGGCGAGCGCAGACGGAGAACGACAUCUCUGUUGAGCGCCUGCGCGAGACCAUCUCGAACCCGGGCUCGGUCAAGAUCAAUGUUAAGGGCGCCUUUAUCCUGGACGAGGACGAGCGGGCUGCGGCCCAUGGGCGAGACGAUGCCGACGGCGUUCACUACGAGCACAAGGAUAUUCGCCUCCCUCACCAUACAGACGUGGUCAGCCAUGUCGCCGUCGAUAUUGGCGGGACGCUGGCGAAGCUCGUCUACUUUUCUCCUGAGAUAAGCCAGUCUGGUAGUGGUGGUCGACUCAACUUUAUAAAUUUCGAGACAAGCCGGAUAGACCUGUGUAUCGACUUCCUGAAGGAGUUGAAGGAGAACCACAAGAAGAGGAAUGGCUCGGCUCCGUACGAGCUCUGUGUCAUGGCUACCGGUGGAGGCGCAUACAAGUUCUACGACAUGCUCAAGGAGGCUCUGGGGGUUAACGUACUCAGGGAGGAUGAGAUGGAGUGCCUGAUCAUAGGACUCGACUUCUUCAUAACGGAGAUCCCGAACGAGGUGUUUACCUACAGCGAGACGACGCCGAUGCAGUUUGCAGAGGCCAGGGCGGACGUAUACCCGUAUCUGCUGGUGAACAUAGGCUCCGGUGUCUCGAUGGUCAAGGUCUCGGGCCCUCGACGGUUCGAGCGAGUAGGCGGAACUUCACUUGGUGGAGGGACGUUCUGGGGCCUCAUGGCCCUCCUGACCGGUGCUCGCACGUUUGACGAGAUGCUGGCCAUGGCAGAGCGAGGGGACAACAGCGGAGUCGACAUGCUCGUGGGCGACAUCUACGGCACAGACUACGGCAAGAUCGGGUUGAAGAGUACAGCCAUCGCUAGUACCUUUGGCAAAGUCCUCAAGCUGAAGCGGCUCGAGGAGAGGAAUGCUGAGAAUAGCGGCAGCGAGUCGCCGACUUCAGAGCAGGACAUCUCUCAUUUCUCCCACGAAGACAUGAGCCAGAGUCUCUUAUUCGCCAUAAGUAAUAAUAUCGGCCAAAUUGCAUAUCUACAAUCUGAAAAACACCAGAUCAAACACAUAUACUUUGGAGGCUCGUUUAUCCGAGGCCACCGCCAGACCAUGAACACUCUUUCCUAUGCUAUUAGAUUUUGGUCCAAGGGAGAGAAGCAGGCCUACUUCCUGCGCCAUGAAGGCUACCUGGGAGCCGUCGGAGCAUUCCUCAAGCGCCAGCCACAGCACUGGGGCCGCAGGAACAGCAUCGAGAAUGCCACGGCCGCCCGCUUCAACCAGAGAUAA
Molecule: messenger RNA, 1326 nt
Organism: Nannizzia gypsea CBS 118893
Lineage: Eukaryota; Fungi; Ascomycota; Eurotiomycetes; Onygenales; Arthrodermataceae
Product: pantothenate kinase
Exons: 4
Coding region: 1-1326 (441 amino acids)
Biological process (GO): coenzyme A biosynthetic process
Cellular component (GO): cytosol; nucleus
Molecular function (GO): pantothenate kinase activity; ATP binding
Source: RefSeq, a predicted model, not a curated record